GGCAUGAAACCGAGGUUUUGCUACUGUCCAUCAUUUCCUAGUAAUAAUGGCCUCGUCGUUGUGAAAUACUAAAAUGUCGUGUUUGGUUAAACGUAGCAGUCAGAGAGUUAACAUGGCUGACCAUGUAAACACAUAGCUUUAUAUAUCUGUCUAUCACAGGAGAGCUGUUUAACGUUACUUCUCUGGACAGUACGGUAGCUAACUGACGUUACUGUUGGACGAGAACAGAGACAAGCGAUGAGGGUUUGGAAGACCAGCCGGGAGCCUGGGACAUGUCCAGUUUUUGUCGCCAUCUUUAUGCUAAUUUUGAGUGCACAGCUGGUGAAAACAACCUCUGAAUAUGACCCCUAUAAAAUUCUGGGUGUCAGCAGGAGUGCCAGUCAAACAGAAAUCAAAAGGGCAUACAAGAGGCUUGCCAGAGAAUGGCACCCAGAUAAAAGCAAAGACCCUAACGCUGAGGACAUGUUUAUCAAGAUUUCUAAGUCAUACGAGAUCCUGUCAAAUGAGGAGCGAAGGUCCAACUUUGACCGGUAUGGGCAGAUGGAGGAAAACCAACCCUUUGGCCAGUCACAGCAUCGAGGUUUCCGCAGCUUUCACAACAGCUUCUACUUUGAUGAGUCCUUUUUUCACUUCCCCAGAAACAGAGACUUUGCUGACAGCAAGUACAUGCUUCGCCAUGCACAGUUUAACAGCGAUGUCCUUCCAGACAGCCACAAGAGGCCAUAUCUAAUCAAAGUGACCUCCGAGUGGUGCUUUGCAUGCAUCCAUAUCGAGCCAGUGUGGAAGGAGACUGUGCAGGAGCUGGAGCCUUUAGGUGUAGGCAUUGGUAUUGUAGACCUGGGCUAUGAGCGUGGCUUGGCAAAGCAGCUGGGAGCUUACCGUGCCCCCUCCAUCAUCGGGCUGGUGAAUGGAAGAGUGACCUUUUUCCAUCAGGCUGUGGUACGAGAGCACCUGCGACAGUUUGUUGAAGAUCUGCUGCCCCAGAAGCUGGUGGUGAAGAUCUCUGAUGACAACUACAUGGCAUUUCUUGGUAACUGGCAUGUGGAAAAUAAGCCCAGCCUUCUGUUGUUUGACCAAGUCCCCAUUGUUCCCCUGCUCUACAAGUUAGCAGCAUUCGCCUUCAGAGAUUAUGUGCGUUUCGGCUUUGUGGACCAGGGUGGCACAGACAGCAGCAGGCUCGUGCGGCAGUUCAACAUAAACACAUACGCUCCGACCAUGCUGCUGUUUAAGGAAGACACAGAGAAGCCUGUUGACAUCAUUCAGGCCAGAGGGAUGAAGCGACAGAUCAUGGAUGAGUUUAUCUCAAACAACAAGUUCUUGCAGGUGCCACGACUGGUCAGCCAGCAGCUCUUUGAUGAGCUGUGUCCUGUCAAGCAGUUCCACCGACGGAGGAAGUACUGUGUGCUGCUGAUCACAGGGGAGGACUCAGCCUUUCUUCCAGGCAAUAAGGCCUUCCUGGACUUUGCCUCAGCUAACAGCAAAGAUGUGCUGCGGUUUGCUUAUGUCUACCAGCGUCAGCAGCAGCCUCUUUGUCAGGCGUUGCUCCACAACCAGGGAACACAUUCACCCCAGGUAGUGAUUCUCGAGAGGCGGAGCCAGGCUGGUAAGGUCCUGUACCGCACUGUGAGUGGUGGCUGGAAUGGCAGUGAGGAAGACAAGUUUCACCUUCAUGAACAGCUGGAGCUCCUUCAGAAGGAUCCCACGUAUCUGACUUCAGACGCCACUUUACCAGAACUCAACAACGAGAUGGCCCCCAUUUUUAUUAUUCGGUGGAUGAAUGCUGCUUAUGAUUAUGUUCUUCAAAUAUACGAUGACCUUCUUUACUCAAAUUGGCGAGAGAUGAUGCCUAUCCUGUCCUUGAUCUUCUCAGCUCUCUUCAUUGUUUUUGGCACAGUCAUCAUUCAGGCAUUCAGUGAGCCAGGGGAGAGCAAACCCCAAAAGCCAAAGCCAAAGCCAAAGGAUCAGCCACAAACUGAGGAUGAUGCAUCAAGCAGAGCAAGUACUUCAAGCCGUCCACCAAAAAAGGACUUUGUGGAGGUGACAGAGCUAACAGACAUUACAUACACCAGUAACCUCGUCAAGCUGAGGCCUGGCCACAUCAAUGUUGUGCUGGUGCUCACCAAUGCUUCGAAGAGUGCUUUGCUCAGGAAAUUUGCCAAGGAGGUUUUCUCUUUCUCUGGGUCUCCGACCCUCCACUUCUCCUUCCUCAACGCUGAUAAGCAUCGCCACUGGAUGCCAUCACUCCUUCGCUUAGCUUGUGAUGCUGCACAGAGCCAUUCAGAUGAAGAAGAGGAGUCUUCCAACUACAUGGGCUAUGUUCUGGCCCUCAAUGGCCACAAGAAAUACUUCUGCCUCUUUAGACCUGUCUUCACAGGGGACGAUGGCAGUGAUUCAUCUUCUGACACCUCAUUCUCUGACAACAGGAGAAAGUCCCGUUCCAGGUCCAGGUCUAGCUCACACUCCCGUUCGCGAUCCCAUUCCAGGGAGGAUGGGUCUGGCUCCAGGAGAGGCUCCAGCAGAGCCACUAGCAUAGAAGUUCACCAUAAGCUUGACAGGCUGGGACUGUGGAUGGAGAGGCUAAUGGAGGGAACCCUGCCCAGGAUACAUGUCCCAGCAUGGCCUACACUUGAUGACACCACUGCAGAGGGUUGAGGUUGAAGUAAGAAAAUUACUCUUUGUGGUCUUGUCUCCUGAUUUAAACACUUCAUCAAGCUAACUUAAUUGGAAGUUGCAGUUCUUAAAAAUUUCUAAGCUCUCUUUUGCAGAUGUAGUUUGCCACUGAACUGUUGAAACCCAGUGUUCCAACAGCAGAAUGCUAAUUCUUACAUGUUUGGUUCACAUGUUUACAUCCACGUAUGCAUCAUGGCUCAGACGUUAGCUCUAGCUAGCGCUGUGUGUGAAUUAACCUGCUUCUCCUUUCACAGCUGUUUCUGUGCAAUCAUGAGAUGAAGUCAUACAGCAUGGGAGAUGUGCAGUUUAUUUCUCUCUACUUAGGGACUUUAAACCACAUUAAGCCUCUGCAAUUUGCUUCAGCAGUUAACACGUCUCUAGAGUUUGGCCUUUUAGCAUUGUGUCGCGCUGAUGGAAAAUUCUGGUUCAUGUGAUCAGAGCUCCACAGAGGCUUUCUUUGAGAUCAGGUUAAUGAUGGCAUGCAAAUUGCAAUUGUUGCACUGAAUUUACAGAUGAUUUGUUUCAGUGGACUUGUAGGAUCCUUCACUUGAAUUUGAUUUUUGUACUUUAGUUCACUCUUUAUAAUCUGACAUCACAUUCAUACUCUAGGCAUAGAGAAAAAUAGAACUUACACAGCAUAGUAUACAGAAACCAUCCACUUAACAGGGAAAUCAGCCUCAAACACAUGCUAGGUGAAAUGCACCUUGUUAGUAGGUGUUUGAGGCCAAUUUAUCUGUUUGGUUUAUUACUUUGAAUCAGUGAGAAAAAAUAAAUCAUGCCAUAUACUUGUCCCUUUUAAGAUUAGGCCCUUUUAACCACAGCAAAUGUUAAUGCAUGGAAUAAGUAGACCUAAAAACACAUCAUAAAAAUCACCCACGUCUCUGUAAUGAAAUAAUUUACUUUUCAACGAAUAACACUUGUGGUACACUGCAACUUGUUUUUUUUUUUUGUUCUAUGUCCUUUGGAAGUUGUUUAUGUCCAUAUCUAACUGUAUAAAAUGAACUGUAACUAAAAUUCUUUUUAAAAUGGUUUAUUUAUUAAAGUGUGUGGAUAAGUUUGACCUGUUUGA
Molecule: messenger RNA, 3739 nt
Organism: Archocentrus centrarchus (flier cichlid)
Lineage: Eukaryota; Metazoa; Chordata; Actinopteri; Cichliformes; Cichlidae
Product: dnaJ homolog subfamily C member 16-like
Exons: 15
Coding region: 238-2652 (804 amino acids)
Source: RefSeq, a predicted model, not a curated record